Oncorhynchus tshawytscha (Chinook salmon) is the source of this 4883-nucleotide messenger RNA. Its product is annotated as serine-rich coiled-coil domain-containing protein 1-like. The record is from RefSeq and is a predicted model, not a curated record. Bases 350 to 3130 code for a protein of 926 amino acids. Lineage: Eukaryota; Metazoa; Chordata; Actinopteri; Salmoniformes; Salmonidae. The transcript is spliced from 10 exons.
AGCAAUUGAAUCAGAAGCACCACCAGCUUCAUGAAGAUGCGGCUCACUCUUCAGGGAAGGUGUGAGGUGUACGUCACCCACGCUCGUGGUCUGUGUAAUACGGAAGAGAGGAUGAGAGACAUUCCACGUCAUUGAGGUGCACUUGUGCGAUUUAUAUAUAUAUAUAUAUAUAUAUAUAUGAAUAGUUUUGCUAUUUCCGUAAGAUUUUCAUUCGUUUGCACACCAUGGUUAAGUUAAUAUUGAAUCAUUAGAGAUUUAAUUAUAUUCAGACCAGCUUCGUCUUUCACUGAAAGGAGCGGCCUGGACAUUGGAAUUCAGCUGAAGAGUGACUGACUGCUGCUUAACCUUGAUGGGCGAAUCAGGGUCGUGCCGCUCCACGCUCGUCUCCAGGCUGCCCAUCUUCAGGAGGAGCUUGAGUAAGAGGCAGGACUCGUUGCCCUCCUCCCCGUCCUCAGGCGGCGUGGGCAAUGGCGUCCACACCUCGUCCCCCUCCAGCACCAACUCUAGCAACAGCAGCACGGGAAAACGUCGCAGCCUGUUCCGCAAGCCCUCCAUCCGCUUCAGCAGCAAGAGGAACAGCGAACCACCACGCAUCCAGACCCCUCCGCUAGAUCCAGCCCAGGACUCUAACGACAGCCAGGCCAACCCUCAGAUGGGCUUUCACGAUGGCGCUGGGCCUCCACGGGCCAAGCCUCGGCACUCAUUUGGCUUCGGUGGCCACCGGCAGAAGAAGAUCACCCGCUCGCAGACGGAGGACUUUGAAAAGGUGUCUUCCACGGCCAAUAGGAAUGUGUUCAUCAAAUGCAUCAGCUCAGCUACCAAUGAGGGAGACGACUCUGGGUUUCUGGAAGACUACAGUGGCGGCAGCAAACGCUCAUCCAGGCAGAAGAAACAGCUGCUGCCCAAGUCAUUCUCUGCACACCACCGCUUCUCCAAGAACUCUGAGCAGUGCAAGCCCCCAGAGGUGAACAUAGAGCCCCCAACGUCCGGGGGUACCCUGGGCUCGUGGCCAGGCGAGCUGCUGGGGGAGAGCUCCCUGCAGUCGCCCAUGCUGUCUGAGGACCACACCACAGCCCUCACACCCUCCGAGUUCAAUGUCCCCAUCACAGAGGACACUGUGUCCGAGGUGGAUGCACUACCCGCACCCAGCCCAGCCGACCCGCCAGACAGCAACUUCAGCCAUGUCGUCUCUACAUCCCAAGUGCUCUUCACGCCUGCCCAAGCUGCCACAGACAAGCCCCUCCUGCCAGACACCAGCACAGCCAACACCACGGAGUGUGAGACUGCAAUUCCUGUCACAGGGCCAGCAACAGCUGCAACAACACCAAUGCCACCGCAACAACAACAAUCACAGGAAUAUAAGGAAGAGGGGGAAGAGGAGAAGGAGGAUGUGCCGGUGGUGGAGGAAGAGGUGAGACCAGAGCAGACGGAGACUAGUGAGAGCGAGGCAGGCCCAGUGCGUAGUAAAGGCUACCAUUCCAAUCCAGAGCAGUCUGAGAGGAGGUCCAGGAACUCUGUACUCAUCCAGGAACCAGGGAAGGGAGUGUGCUGCGGUAGACAUGAACUCAGAUCAUGCCACCUGAGGAAACCCCACACAGUGUCCAUGUGCAGCAGCGGUGCCAGUCCCUACCAUGAAGUGAUACGCAUGGAGCGCCGGCUCCGCUCCUCCUCGGAAGGGGCUGGGGUGCCGCGGCAGCUCCACCUCAACCUCAGAGAGCCCCACAGCGCCACCGAGGGUAACGUCCUGCUCAGAAAGAGGAACAACUCAUCCUCCUCCAAGCUGGGCAGCCUGGACCUACUGAACAACCUGGGUUCCUCUGAGCUGGAUGAGGAUGACCUGAUGUUGGACCUGGAGCUCUCUGACGACCAACGCCAGCGUCACGUAUUCCGAGAGGACUCCAGUCAGUCCCUGUCCUCCUGCCUGAGCCUGCUGCACUCCCGCUUUGAGCCCUCUGGAGACGGGAUUCCUGGCAGGGAGCCCUCUGAUAACAGGAUCCUCGGCAGGGAGCCCUCUGGAGACGGGAUCCUCGGCAGGGAGCCCUCUGGAAACAGGAUCCUCGGCAGGGAGCCCUCUGGAGACGGGAUUCCUGGCAGGGAGCCCUCUGGAAACAGGAUCCUCGACAGGGAGCCCUCUGGAGACGGGAUCCCUAGCAGGGAGCCCAGAGGCGCCACCGCCCACAGGGAGCCGAGCCGGCCCACUACCUUGCUGCCUGCUGACUGGUGCCUGGGCCGGGAGGACGAGGCCCCGGGGCUAGAGGCACUGCCCCUUAGGCUGAUGCAGCAAGACUGCACCUCCGUCAAGACCCUGCUGCUGCGCCUCCGGAGGACCCUGCAGGAGAGCACUGACACAAGCCCUACAAGCAUCCUUCAUUCUCUCCCCAUCAGCCCUUGUAGUGAGAAGUCACUGCCCCUCAAGGAGCCGGGGAGGGAAGAAGCUCUGGUGCUGCAGCUGAGGGAGAAGGACGAGCUGAUCCUCCAACUGCAGGCUGAACUGGAGAGUGCCAAAGCUGCCCUGAAACCCAUCUGCCAAAAAGCUGACAGAACCACGCAGACAGACCGCCCUGGAUCAGAGACCAUCCAUCCCAGCCGAACAACAAGCCAAAACAGUACCAGCACAAGAGACAGAAGCCCGGCUCGGUCUCUCAUCGAGGACCAAUACAGCCGUAUGGCGGCAGAACACUCCACUUCCAGCGAUGAGAGCCACUGCCCAGCCCCAGCCCUGUCGCCCAGUGGCCCCGGGGGAGGCAGGGACCAUGCAGGACCCCCGAGGAGACCAGAAGGGGCUCUGACCUCAUCAGAGGUAGGGGCUCUCAGGAGAAUCGACUACCCAGCCAGCCAGAUCCCCCGGGCGGUGGGGGUGGGGACUGCGGUGUGGGGCAGCAGCUCCAGCCUCCAGAGCCGAGGCAGUCCCUGCCGCAGCAGCCUCUCUUCAGACAGCGAGAGAGCCCCGGUACCUAUCCCUUGCCAGCCUUCUCUCUCCACCUCAUCUUCCUCUUCCUCCUUCACGGGCCGCCUGGGCCAGCCUCCCAGAGGCCCCCUUUCCCUGCACAUGUACAGCCGCAAGAACGUCUUCCUGCAGCACUCACUUCACACUGCCGAACUGCAGGCCCUGGCCCAACACGACGGCUAAGGCACUGGGGUCGUGCGCACACAACCACUCAGACUUAUACACACACCUUUCACUUUCCCCAUGUCCCCUAAAACAUAUAAUAUAAUGGACACAUCACCAUCUGAAUCAUGGAAGUGAAAGUCAUCUCCGGAAUUCACCUAACAACCAGUGUCCUCAACCCUCAAAACUUCCAAUCAACUUGACUUUAGCUCAAAUCCUACCAAUUUCUUACAUUUCAUUCAUCUCAACCCUAGCUGUCAGUCCUUCCCAUCCCUGAGCAGAGUAUGCUGUAACAGACACUAUCCUGUACCCACCAUCUAGAUCACAGUUACACGAUCAUCCAAGCAUACCUCUAGACUCACAGAACCUCGGAAGGUACAUGUCUGUGUGGUACUGUGCAUUUGACCACUUUGACAUAUUAAAAGGUUGAUAGAUGUGCUCACUUGAUCACACACCAGUCUGCCAGUCUGCCCGCCAGCCAGUCUGCCAGUCAGUCUGCCAGUCAGUCAGCCAGCCAGUCUGCCCGCCAGCCAGUCUGCCCGCCAGCCAGUCUGCCCGCCAGCCUGUCUGCCAGUCAGUCAGCCAGCCAGUCUGCCAGUCAGUCAGCCAGUAUUCACAUGGCAGUCGUCAGUCUAACACCUUAGAUCAGCACUAAAUGAUGAGCGUUGGCUGACAGCUGCUUAUGCCCACACACACACACUGCUAUUACACCCUAACAUGGAGACACUCCACUCCCCUCUCAGCUCUAACACUACAGGGAAUUAACUCAUGUGAAUGUUACAGUUUUGUCAGCAGAGCUGAACAUGGCCAAUCCAUGCUGCUCAUUGCACUGACAAUGUGACUGACAUCCUUCUCAUAUUUGCCAAAUCCUGUCAAAGAUCCCAACUCUGAUUUCUGACACAGACAGUCAGUCCAAUUUAAGGGAGUUUUAUUCAUUAACCUUUUAAUAAUUGCAUGCUUUUUAAGAUUAUAUACACAUUUAAAUGGGGGGGGCUUUUGUACAGUGAAAGUGGGUGUCUUUAAUAAGAACAGAUGUCUGUCUACACCUGACACUGUUUUAUAUGUUGAUAUCAUAAACUGGGACGAUUCACCAGGGAAGGUACUCAUAAAGCAAAUGAGUGCUGAUCUAAGAUCAGUUUUGUCUUUUAGAUAAAUAAUGAAUUAGAUGAUGUUUUAUAGGAGCUACCUGAUCCUAGAUCAGCACUCCUGCUCUUAUAGGUUGUAUAAUGUCUCGUGUGAGAAUAGAACCCUAUCCUUGUACUGUCACUUAUUUAAGGCAAUAGGUCUUGUUCAAGGCAUAGCGUUUCAUAUUCGGAGAACACCAUUGUGAUAACAAUGUUGAUGGUACAUGAGAAUGCACGUCUUUGAACUGUAAGAUGGGUUUACAAAAAAAAAUGGUCAUGAGCUGUAAUGAUAAUUAGACACGAGGAUUUUUGUAACAAUGUACAUGAAACUGCCAUGCAACUGGACUCAACGCUACAGUACAUAGUGGUGUACAGUAUAGAGGCUGCUGGGAGACUGUGUCUGUGUCUGUUCUCUUUGGAAACAGCAGAAAGUGGUCUAGUUGGAGUCCAGUCUAGUUGGAGCAGAAGCAAGGACUCAUCGAGGUGAAGGACAUCUUGAAGAAAUGCAGCUUUACUCUCCCCCGGUCCAUCUCCUCUCCCUCAGGAUUACUGCUCCACUUUCUCUCUCCCUCUACCUCUCUCUCCUCUUUCUCUCUCCCUCUAGCUCUCUCUUCUCUCUCCCUUUACCUCUCUCUCCUCUCCUCUUUCUC